Messenger RNA from Pseudovirgaria hyperparasitica, 1119 nucleotides. RefSeq lists its product as uncharacterized. Gene Ontology annotation, cellular component: cytoplasm. The record is from RefSeq and is a predicted model, not a curated record. The coding region runs from base 85 to 1008 and encodes 307 amino acids. Lineage: Eukaryota; Fungi; Ascomycota; Dothideomycetes; Acrospermales; Acrospermaceae. Gene Ontology annotation, molecular function: ATP binding; protein serine/threonine kinase activity. Gene Ontology annotation, biological process: protein phosphorylation. The transcript has 4 exons.
AAAAUAACGAUAUUUUAUACGCCAGAUACCAAAACCACCUCAACUACAACCCUCGUAGUCACUGGGUCACUCCUGCGAUUUGACAUGUCUAUGCAGGCGGAAACGAAACGACACACUGUCUGGCCUGGAAGCAGCUCAAGCUCGUCUAUUAGUGACCACAAGGAUGAACAAAUCCUAGAGAUCACCGAGGUAUCAAGACCAAAACGCAUACGCCAACGGAGCUUUGUGUCUGAUUCUCGAAACCCGAGGGAUUUGCGACUUGUGCCCGAGAAAUUCUCUGCCCUUCAGCCACGCGGCCAAAUCCCCAUAUCGUCGCUAUCACCAUGGUCGUCGUACGAGAGUCUCUAUCGGGUGGAGCUUUGUGGUGCUGUUGCUGUUGUCCGGAAGCUUACAGGAUCAAGAGCUUUGUAUAUGAUCAAAAGUACCAGAGACGCAAGUCGUGCUCUGGAAGCCUCGCAGGUACGCAGACACCCGAACAUCUGUCAGAUAUACGAGAUCUUCAAUCACGACGACGCUUCAUAUAUUGUCCUGGAAAACAUGGCUAUUUCCCUAGGCCAUAUGGUCGGGUGCCCCAGGAGUAUAAAGGAGAAGGAGCUGGCCAUCAUUGCAAAACAGACGCUUGAUGCUUUGUUAUUUCUGCAAUCGCAGAACGUGACAUUCCUUGUGACUUGCUCUAAUGUUCUCGUGUCUAUCCAGGGGGCUUUGAAGCUUAACAUUCUAGAGAGACACCCCGACAGCUCGAUCAAUGAGCAAGAGUCACCAUCUUCGGCACUGGGAAUGAUGCUGGUGAGCAUGAUGAACAAGCGAGAAAAGCUGCAUCGGCCAUACACGCUCCUAGACUUGGCCGAGUGGUCAGAGAAUGCCGUCGACUUCAUAUCGAUGACAGAGCGCAGAGAAUCUCUCCGCGACCUCGUUGGUCAUAGCUUUGUCUCCCAGAUACAAGAAAAUGCUGAGAUUGGGUGGUGUGUCAUGAUCAACAGCAUCAGUCUGGCUAUUGUUCGAACCUGAACCUGUUUUCUACUUGGUGGACCGAAUGGGGUCCAGGUGAGUACGUUCCCAGUGGCUGAUCUCAUCUUCAAUCUGGAGCAAGCGACGAUAUGGGUUUUUGCAACGGUUUUU